UCCUGGGUUAGUUGUGAUGAAAAAAUUUUUUAAUAUCAUGGAUAUUUUUGGGGCGUGACAGAGGUGGUAUCAGAGCCUGAUUUGAGAAUCACUAAGAAUAUUAUCUUUAUUUGAGGUUUAUUGACUGUCAUUAGAGAUUGAUCGAAGAAAAUGUUCUUUUGAUGUUUUAGGAAGCGAGGAUGACGAUAAUCAUCUGGUUCUCCUGUUGCAUCUACUGCUGAUCAAUUGAGUGGUAUUAUGCGGACUUUGGAGACUAUGGCACAUGUGAUGCAACAACAACAACAACCUGCCCAACAAGGAAAUAAUGAUGGGACAGAGACAUCAAACCAGACGGGGUUGGGAAUUGGACAGUUUAAGAAGCUUAGUCCUCCCAGUUUCAGUGGUGAGUCUGAUCCAAUGGUGGCGGAACGGUGGAUGUUGCAGAUAGAGAAAAUAUUUGAUGCCUUUAAUUACUCUGAUGAACGAAAGGUUUUUCUUGCCACCUUUAUGCUGGAGGGAGAAGCUGAACACUGGUGGAGAAUGAUUAAGAGGAUGUCUGAAAUCAAACAUGAGCCAAUGACAUGGAAGUUAUUCCAAGAAAAGUUUAACGAUAAAUAUUUUUCAGAAUGUAUGAGAGAGCAAAAAGAAUUGGAGUUCUUGAAUCUUAUCCAGGGGAGUAUGACGGUUACAAAGUAUGAAUCUAAAUUUACUGAGCUCUCCAGGUUUGCCACACAUAUGACUGAUGAUGAAUCUAGAAAGGCAAGAAGGUUUGAAAGGGGAUUACGGCCGGCAAUAAGAAGCCGAAUGUCAGCUUUAAAAUUACAAACAUAUGCUGAUACGGUAGAAAGAGCUUUGAAAAUUGAAAGAGACAUGGAGGAAAUUCAAGAAAUCAUUGGCAAGAACCAAAGGGACAAAUUUACUAGCAAAAGCAGGAGAGUAAAUGAAUACGAAGAUAGUAACAAGAGGUUUAAGACAUCUGGAUUUGAGAAAAGGAAACCAUGGGGGAGGACUCAGUUAUGUGAAAAAUGCGGGUUAAAUCAUGAGACAAGUCGGUGUUUUCGGGUGACUGGAGCAUGUUUUAAUUGUGGAAAGCUAGGUCAUCAAAUAAAAGAUUGCCCACUGAACAUGAAAAGAGAGCCACUGUCUCCUAGACCCUCAGCCCAUGCUAGAGUAUACGCUAUCACUGAACAAGAUUCUAGAGCUUCUAAAUCAGUGGUGGAAGGAUAGCGUAUCGCUUGCUUAAAUGUUAAGAAUGGGCUGAGGCAGUGGAAAAUUUAGAAGACGUUGGGCAGAACUUUUGUUAGCAUAUAUGUAGUUGUGUAUAAGCUACCUUGCAUCUAAUGAAAUGUGACUAUGAAUCUAAACCGGUGGAUUUUGUGUAAGUUAAAGGAUCCCUCAUGUAUAGGGUUUUGGAAUGUUAAAUUAAAUUCGUGUAAUGAUAUGAACUUAUGGUAAAUCGAUGAUUGUGGUGACUGCAUAGAUUUCCCCA
This is a messenger RNA of Musa acuminata AAA Group (dessert banana), 1468 nucleotides long. RefSeq lists its product as uncharacterized. The record is from RefSeq and is a predicted model, not a curated record. Gene Ontology annotation, molecular function: zinc ion binding; nucleic acid binding. Bases 238 to 1206 code for a protein of 322 amino acids. Lineage: Eukaryota; Viridiplantae; Streptophyta; Magnoliopsida; Zingiberales; Musaceae. The transcript has 2 exons.